AUGUCGAGAGGUUUUUAUUCAGAAAACAUCAAGCAACUUCCACCAGAUCCAUUAUUUGGCAUCAAAACCAGAUGUGCAAAGGAUACAAGGCCUGAGAAAGUGGACUUGGGUAUCGGUGCAUACAGAGAUGACCAGGGAAAGCCUUGGAUUCUUCCUUCUGUGAGAAAAGCCGAGAAAUUGCUUCAUGAGUCUGACGACUACAAUCAUGAGUAUUUGCCUAUUCCAGGUCUCAAGCAAUUCACACAACUAGCCGCAAAAGUCAUUCUUGGUGAUGAUUCGAAGGCCAUCAGUGAGGAUCGUGUUGUUUCUGUGCAGUCGCUAUCUGGAACUGGCUCUCUUCACCUUGCUGGAGAGUUUGUGGCGAAGUUUUUCGUUCCAAAGUCUUCAAACGAGUCCUCUAAGGCAACUAUCUACGUUUCAGACCCAACCUGGGCUAACCACAUCCAGAUUUUCGAGCAUUGCGGACUCGAGGUGCAAAAGUAUCCUUAUUGGAAUGCUGCUACCAAGUCUCUCAGGAUUAAAGAGUAUGUUGAAACCAUCCAGAAAGCUCCAAAGGGCUCUAUUUUCUUGCUUCAUGCCACGGCACACAACCCUACCGGUAUGGACCCAACUGAGGAGCAGUGGAAGGCCAUAUUGAAGGCCAUUUCGGACAACGGACAUCUUCCAUUGUUCGACUGUGCUUAUCAAGGCUUCACAACCGGAUCUUUGGCAAAAGAUGCUUGGGCUCUUCGGUAUGCCAUUGACUCUGGUCUCUACAGCUUCCCUGGUGUGCUAGUCUGCCAGUCUUUUGCCAAGAAUUGUGGAAUGUACGGCGAAAGAAUUGGUGCUUUCCAUGUUAUUCUUCCUGAGCAUAAUCAGGCCUUGAACUCUGCGGUUUUCUCGCAGUUGUCCAAGCUCAUCCGGUCCGAGAUCUCUAAUCCUCCUGGAUAUGGUGCCAAGAUUGUUUCUCUCGUUCUAUCUCACCCAGAAUUGAGGAAACAGUGGCAGCAAGACUUGAUCACUAUGUCUUCUCGUAUUAUGGGAAUGAGAAAGGAUCUUGUUGCUGAACUACAGAGAUUGAACACCCCUGGUGUCUGGACACACAUCACCCAGCAAAAGGGUAUGUUUUCCUUCACGGGUUUGUCUCCUUCCCAGGUGCAAGAGCUUGCUGAAAAAUAUGCAAUUUACAUGUCUGGAAAUGGACGGGCUUCGAUUGCCGGUUUGAACCCCGGAAAUGUCAAAUAUGUUGCCAAAGCUAUUGACGCAGUUGUCCGUGAGGGUAAUUAA
Brettanomyces bruxellensis is the source of this 1266-nucleotide messenger RNA. RefSeq lists its product as uncharacterized. The transcript has a single exon. Gene Ontology annotation, biological process: L-aspartate biosynthetic process. Bases 1 to 1266 code for a protein of 421 amino acids. Lineage: Eukaryota; Fungi; Ascomycota; Pichiomycetes; Pichiales; Pichiaceae. Gene Ontology annotation, molecular function: pyridoxal phosphate binding; L-aspartate:2-oxoglutarate transaminase activity. Gene Ontology annotation, cellular component: cytosol. The record is from RefSeq and is a predicted model, not a curated record.